CUUUUGAAGACUUCUCAUCUCCUGUUCUCCUCUCCUCAGAGAGUCGACAACCUUUACCACUGCAGACAUGAUGAGGAAGGCAUACUCAGUCUCAAGCUCUAGCAACAGCAUGAGGAGGUCCUUUGCACCAGUCAGCUACUCCGUACAAAGAUCCAGUUAUGGUGCUGGAGCUGGUGCGGGUGCUGGUGCUGGUCUUGGUUUUGGUGCUGGUUCUGGAUUUGCCAUGUCUUCAAUGGGGGGUUCUGGUGGCUAUGGCUUUGGUUCUUCUUCAAGCCAAGCCGCAGGCACCUACAUCCCUCCACCCAUCACAGCUGUCACAGUCAACCAGAGUCUGCUGGCCCCUCUGAAUCUGGAGAUCGACCCCCACAUCCAGGCUGUCCGCACCCAUGAGAAGGACCAGAUCAAGACCCUCAACAACCGCUUUGCCUCUUUCAUCGACAAGGUCCGUUUCCUGGAGCAGCAGAACAAGAUGCUGGAGACAAAAUGGAACCUCCUUCAGGACCAGACCAUCACCCGCUCCAACAUUGAUGCAAUGUUCGAGGCCUACAUUGCAAACCUGCGCAGACAGCUCGACGGACUGGGCAAUGAGAAGGUCAAGCUGGAGGGAGAACUGAGGAACAUGCAGGGCCAGGUUGAGGACUUCAAGAAGAAGUAUGAAGAUGAAAUCAACAAACGUGCAGCUGCAGAGAACGAGUUUGUGCUCCUGAAGAAGGAUGUUGAUGCUGCCUACAUGAACAAGGUGGAGCUGGAGGCCAGGGCCGAUGCUCUUCAGGAUGAGAUCAACUUCCUCAGGGCCGUCUAUGAGGCUGAGCUUCGUGAGCUGCAGAGCCAGAUCAAGGACACCUCUGUCAUCGUGGAGAUGGACAACAGCCGUAACCUGGACAUGGAUGCUAUUGUGGCUGAAGUGCGUGCUCAGUAUGAGGACAUUGCCAACCGCAGCAAGGCUGAGGCUGAGACCUGGUACAAACAGAAAUAUGAGGAGAUGCAGACCUCUGCUGGACAGUAUGGUGAUGACCUGCGCACAACCAAGGCUGAGAUCUCUGAGCUGAACCGCAUGAUCGCCCGUCUCCAGAAUGAGAUUGAGGCUGUCAAGGGACAGAGGGCUAGCCUUGAGGCUCAGAUCGCAGAGGCUGAGGAGCGUGGUGAAUUGGCAGUUAAGGAUGCCAAGUUACGCAUCAAGGAUCUAGAGGAUGCUCUGCAGAGAGCCAAGCAGGACAUGGCCCGCCAGGUGCGCGAAUACCAGGAGCUGAUGAAUGUCAAGCUGGCCCUGGACAUUGAAAUCGCUACCUACAAGAAACUGCUGGAAGGAGAGGAGUCCAGACUGGCAAGCGGAGGCUCAAAUGCAACCAUCCACGUGCAGCAGACAUCAGGAGGUGCAGGAUUCUCCAGCUCCAGCUCCAGUGGUGGAUUUGGCUAUGGUGGCGCCAGCUUGUCUGGUGGUUAUGGUAUGCCUGGUACCAUUACCAAGUCCUCGGUUACAACAACCAGUUCCAUGAGACGGUAUUAAAAAGGAGAGCCAUCCCUCAUACCCUUCAAAAACUCAUGCUCAUUGAACAUGAUCUGAAUGUGUACACAGUCAUGAUUCUAUGCAAUAAAUUAAGCGUGUUCAACAAGACAGCCUGAUAUACGCUGUUACACUUUUGUUUCAAAGAUCACUGGCUGCAUUUCUUACUCUGCUCUGAUUAACAUGAUUUAACAAGAGUUUCUGAAGAUAGACAUGACCCUAGAUCAAGAAGAUCAAAUGUUUA
This is a messenger RNA of Plectropomus leopardus (leopard coralgrouper), 1748 nucleotides long. Its product is annotated as keratin, type II cytoskeletal 8-like. NCBI's taxonomy places the organism in Eukaryota, Metazoa, Chordata, Actinopteri, Perciformes, Serranidae. Gene Ontology annotation, biological process: keratinization; intermediate filament organization. Gene Ontology annotation, cellular component: keratin filament. The record is from RefSeq and is a predicted model, not a curated record. Gene Ontology annotation, molecular function: structural constituent of skin epidermis.